Cercopithifilaria johnstoni is the source of this 519-nucleotide messenger RNA. NCBI's taxonomy places the organism in Eukaryota, Metazoa, Nematoda, Chromadorea, Rhabditida, Onchocercidae. The record is from the annotation of a GenBank genome assembly.
AUGGUGAGUAAACCAACAAUUUAUGACAAAGCUCAAGAAGAUUUGCAUGCAGUGGACGUCUACCGCGACACCGCAGUACGAUUUUUUGGCUAUGCAAAUGAAGUUGGCGAAGCGUUUCGUGCUUGGGUACCGAUAAAUAUAGUGCGCCUAUCAUAUGUCGUUGCAAUGGGUUACGUUUUUUCCGAUACAGCUGAUAAAAGUCGAAAAACUUAUCAGUUAAAUUAUCUAAACAGUAAGGAACGAUCUCAAGCCGUUGCUUUUCGAGCUAUCGAUACCUUAAUCUGGCAAAGUUUGGCAUCUGUUGUCAUCCCAGGAAUUAUGAUCAACCGUGUUUGUUAUUUAUCCACUAAAUUGCUUAGCUGGUCAACAAGGUGGCCAUUGAAAGUACAAAAACUGACGUCAACAAUACUGGGCCUAUGUGCUAUCCCAUUCAUUGUGAAACCUAUUGAUACAGCCGUUGAAAUUGGAAUGCAGUCUUCAUUAAGGAAAUUCUAUUCGGCGGAAAUUUUCGAAAAGUAA